Messenger RNA from Cuscuta epithymum, 2090 nucleotides. The record is from the annotation of a GenBank genome assembly. NCBI's taxonomy places the organism in Eukaryota, Viridiplantae, Streptophyta, Magnoliopsida, Solanales, Convolvulaceae.
AAAAACCACAUCUCCACCCUCUUUCAUCUAUCAUGCUCGACCAACCAAGCAAAAGGAGGAAGGAAAGAGCUUUGCAAACCAUCCCCAUAGCUGAAAAUUCGAGCUCAACCUAAGGGAGUCCAAGGAGGAAGAUAAAAGAAGGAAAAAGUUGGGAAAAGUAUGAUUAAUUAAGGAACUUGUAAAGGGUAUUUCAAGUGAGUUCACAAAGUUGAAAAAGUCGCCGGAGUUGUCGCCGGAGUUGACCAAAAGUCGCCGGAGUUUCACCGGAGUUCAACCAAGAAGGGUAGAACUUCUUAACGCUAGUUCAAGGUUGAAGCUAGGGCUUGCUACUUGCACCUUCUCACGGGUGGUAUCAAAUCAGGAAGACGUGAAAGGGAGGGCAGACGAAUGAGGACCAGGAACAAUCCGAGGGGGCAGGCGCCGGUAGCAUCCCAAAGGGGAAGCCGGGCUGCAUCUCGGGGUUCGAGAGGAGGCCGUGGAGGCCGUGGAAGCCGUGGAGGUCAUCAAGCUCAAACUGUGAGUGAUGGCCAUGUAAGCUCGGUGUAUGAAACCAACACCGAGGACUAUGACUCAACCUAUGUUCCUGAAACGGAGCAUGAGGAGACCCCAUAUGAUGGGGGUGACACAUACACCGAUGAUGAUGAUGAAGAGAGUGAUGCCAAGUUCGCCCAAAUGGGCGAAUUGCUUGAGUGGUAUCAAAAAGAAAAACUGAGGAGAAACCUUAGGCGCCAAGCAAGGCGUGGCUCUCGCGGUGGUUCGCGUCAAGGAAGCCGGGGAGCUUCAAGAGCCACUCCCGUGGCGCCACAUGAUGGGCGUGAAGGAGGCUUUUGUGUGAGAAUCUCCAAGUACCUCAAGGAGGCUAGGGCCUUGGGGUGUAAGUCCUUUGACGGCACCGGUGACAUUACCGUUGCCGCCGAUUGGAUAAAGAAGGUGAAGGAUGCGGCAAAGGACAUGCAAAUUUCACCGGACGUGAAGUUGACUGUUGCUUCACGGCUGCUUGAGGGGAUAGCUUCCACGUGGUGGGAGAGUGUGGAAGGAAAAUACCAUGGGGAGGUCUCAUGGUUGAACUUUGAGCAGGAGUUUUAUGACCAAUACUACACUGACUAUGAGAAAAAUGUCAAGCGUAGGGAGUACACCAACCUCAAACAGAAGGAGGGUGUGUCUGUUAAACAACUGGAGCAAGAUUUUAGAACCUUGGCUAGGUUCUUGCCGGAGUACGCGAUCAAUGAGGACCGCAUGUCGGAGCACUUUUGGGAUGCCUUACUCUUGGACAUCCGUGACCGGGCUACGUACUCGCGCCACAUGACCUUUAGCGAGGUGGUGGAGCAGGGCCUUCUUGGGGAGGCUCAAUGGAAUGAGAGAAAAGAAAGAGACGCCGAGGAGGCGAAAAAGAGAAAAUGGCAUAAUUCGGGGCCGCCCGAGCAAGCACGGAAGAAUAACCACGGUGGGGGUGGUGGUACGUUCAAGGCGCCGGCACCACCGGCGAAGAAGAACAAGGAUGCUCGGUGGCACGCAUCCUCCUCUCAAAAUACGGGGCCUCCUAAGUGUGCCAACUGUUCAAAAAAACCACUUCGGAAAGUGCAACGCACCCCCGAGGUGUUAUCGGUGUGGGAACACGGGCCACAUGAAGGCCAAUUGCCCACAAUUGGGGGGAGGAGGAGCUCCGGGAUCCGGAGGAGGAACCAUGACGGGGAGAAACCGUGCGGGCCCGUCAAACGGCGGUACGGGAAGAGGCGGCGCGUCCACAAGUCAUGCCGCGUCCGUAAAUCAAGGCGGGACCCAAGCACGAGUGUACGCAAUGACCGAGGCGGAUGCACGAGCAAACCCGGACUCCGUUGCAGGUUGAAGCUAGGGCUUGCUACUUGCACCUUCUCACGGGUGGUAUCAAAUCAGGAAGACGUGGUUCGUGCUUCCUUAUUUUCUUUCAAACUACCGAACACUUGCUCAUGGAUAUUUUUUUUUCUACUAUAAACUACUUUUGGGGCUUGCAUGCCCAUGUUGUUGGCCGGUUGUGGCUUAUGACUUACCGUUGAAUAUUUCCGCUAUUCAUUGGUUUAAAUGUGAUGUUGUUAUGUAUGUUUACUACUGAG